AUGCCAUUCCCAAUUACUGCAGGUCUCCACUGCCUAUUUCUACUGGUCACAGCAUGUUGCCAAACAUCACAGGACUCAAACUUUGUUCCAUUCAUCCAAUAUACAAUUGACAGUGCACUAGGAGAGCAAAGCUUCCAGACAGAGAUGCAAAGGCAGAAGCGAAACAUGCUUACUUUUGACCUUCCCUCUCUGGAGUACACGGUUGACAUUGAAGUAAGCCUUAUGGAUUCAUCUUUUCUGGAGCAAAUCAAAGAGCAUUUCAAAAAUCUUAGUCUUUCAAUUUCAACAAAUAUUUCAAACGUAGAAAUGACACUUUCAGACAUCAACAUUACAACAGUCUGUCUGCCCAGUGGUGGGAACAAUAGCUGUUGUUCUUGUGAAAAUGGAUAUGCCUGGCCAAGUGCGGUGUGCAGUGACUUGAUAACCUGCCCUUCUGUCAGCCUAUCACCUGAUCUGCCCUGUGCCUACAUGAAGGAAAUGCCUUUCUAUGGGCCUUACUGUGAGCCUCAGACUGAAGACUCAUGUGGUAUGGGAGAGCCUAUUGUCAUGAAUAUGUCUGUCAGACUCGACAGAGACUUUUCAGAUGAUCUCAAGGAUUCCUCUUCUGAAUCAUACAAAAAAUACAAAGCUGACCUUGAAAAAGCGUUUGACGCUAGCUACGGAUGUUUACCAGGCUUUGUAUCGGCAACAGUAAUUGGUUUCAGGCCUGGAAGUAUUUUUGUGGACUAUGAAGUAAAAGCGGGAGCAGCAAGCUUCGAUCAAAUAGCAAAUUCCAACAAAAUUGUACCACAAUUUCUAGUUGCAUUGUACCAGCUAAACACAACUUCCUUCACAAGAGAAAUAACUAAUAAGACAAACUUCACUGUGAGUCCUGUAGACAUUUUUGAAGGGGAUACAGUAAGACUGAUUUGUGAGAUAAAUUCAACAUCUACGAAUGUGACCUGGUAUCACUUUGAUCAGCUCAUCUCAGUGGGCUUCCCGUAUUUGAUGGAGGGAAAAGUAACAAGUUUAACCUCGAGGUCAAUUCUUAAAAUUAUCAACGUUACGAUGAAGGAUUCUGGUUCCUAUAGGUGCACCUUCACAAACAGCAAUUCAGUUUUCACAGAGAUAUACAAGGCCACGAAAACAAUAGCAGUCUCUCCGCUAUACAUCACUUCAAACUUAAAUGACAUCAGUGUUACAUGUAACAGUCCUGAAGUGCAGACAAACAGUCCUCUGCUGUCCUGUUGUAUUGACAGACACUUACCAUCACUUACUAUUGACUGGAAAGUAAAUGGAGCAAUCAAUAUUACAGGAGUCUCCAGUUUCAGUGGAAAUUGCACAGAAUACAAGCUCAACGUCAGUGAAUCACUAUGUCCCCCUGAGAAGUCGGGUACAGUGACGACAUAUACAUGUGAGCUGCAGACUGGACUCGGUGCCAGGUGCAGUCAAAACAUCAGAGUGACGUACCUCCGGACAGCCCAUGUAACAAUAUCUUCGAGCAUAAACUCAUCAGUUUCCGAGGGAUAUGCGUUCAAUCUAAGGUGUGAAAGUGAUGUGAGCAAUUAUGACAGUAUCAGUUGGAAAAUCCAGUCUGGAAAUAACACAAAAACAGUAGACUGUGAUACGUGCAUCGAAAAUAGCAAAUUUCCAGCCACAUCUGUGCUCACAGUGAAGGCUGCCACACAGGACUGGAGCGGCACCUACAUCUGCACAUUCUCCCAGAAGCACUUGGAGAGUUCUGCCAAUGUGACAAUCGAGGUUAUUUCCUUGCCUGGGAAGCAGAACAUCCUGAUAGACCCCAUCGCAGCAGCUACACUGUGCAAAGUGCAACAAGCCCUUGAGUGCUGCAUAAAUGCUAACACCAUGGAAGAUUACACUGUUACAUUCGUUGUUCAACAACAUGAAACUCAAGUUGGAAAACAGAAAAAAGGAAAUUUGUUUUGUUAUGUGUACAAUUACACAGAAACAGAAUGCAGCAAAGAGAAAGAGCUCAGAGCAUAUUGCAGGUUUAUUAACCGCAUUGGACAGGAAGUCAGCAGCAAAAGUAUAAGACUGCACCUGAUAUCUGAUAAGGACGUUUCCUGCUCAGACAGUCUCGGCAUUGGAACAGAAGGGACUACAUUAAUAAAACCAUGCUGUGAAUUAGAUAGUCCAGACGGUUUUACUAAAGGCAAUAUAAUUUACAAGUGCUCUAACAAAUCAUGGAAGGUUGAAAGGAACAACUGCCUGUCUGUACCAAUAAACAACCUGCUGACUAGUGCGGAGUCUUUGGUCAACAGUCCUGAGGCAAAAGCCAACCUGCCUAACUACCUUGCAGAGCUUAAGGAAAUUACAAGAAAGGAACAAAGCAUAAUAAACAGUUCCCCUGCAAACCUAGGCGCAAUCGUUACCAUUCUGGAUAUGGUCUCCUCUAUCCCAGCAGACGCAGAGGAGCUCAUUAUUCAAAAUUUCCUCUCCACAGUAGACUCCCUUGUUGCUGAUUCCACAACUGAAGCUUGGGAAGACUUGAAUAAAGAGGACAUAUUCAAAAGUUCUUUGUUACUGCGUUCAGUAGAAAAUUUUUCCCUGCACCUCCAACCAGUUAACAACACCAUUCCCCCUGUCUCUGCAAACACCCUUCAGCUACAAGGUACAGUUGUCACAGAAAAUAGCAACUCAGAUUAUAAGAAGAACUUCCGCAGUACAGAAAACCUCACAGUUAAUGUGCUCAUUGAUGAAACUGAAAUUCAGACUCUAACCCAAAAUUCAACCAUUGUCAGUGUGAUGUACUCAAAACUUGGACAUAUUUUGCCCCUGGAAAAGCCCAAGAGUGUGAACGGCUUACUGAUAACAACAACUGUGAGCAGCAACAGAAGCCAGAAGUUCGAUAUUAAUAUGACCUUUGCAAAGAAAAACUUGUCUCUAAAGAUGCCCCAGUGUGUCUUUUGGAACUUCACAUUCGACAAACACGGAGAGGGCUGGGAUAGUCGGGGUUGCACACCCACAAAUGUAGAAGAUUAUGUAAUUUGCUCCUGCAAUCACUUGACAACGUUCUCCAUUCUGAUGUCACCUGAUGAAUCCUCCCCGGUAAUCUUUGAAGAUUAUAUUACCUACAUUGGCCUGGCCAUUUCAAUCCUGAGUUUGGUGAUCUGCAUUAUAAUUGAAUCGUUAGUCUGGAAAUAUGUGACAAACAAUACCACCUCCUAUAUGCGCCAUGUCUGUAUACUCAACAUAGCUACAUCACUCCUGAUUGCUGACAUUUGGUUCAUUGUCACUGCCUCCAUCAAUGACCAAAACCAGCAGAUGAGCAGAGGCAUCUGUUUCGUGGCCACCUUCUUCAUCCAUUUAUUCUACCUGUGUGUCUUCUUCUGGAUGGUCAGCCUGGGCCUCAUUCUUUUCUACAGACUGGUCUUCAUCUUACAUAACACAAGCAAGACCGCUCAGAAAGCAGUGGCAUUCUGCUUGGGAUAUGGGUGCCCCUUUGUCAUUGCAGUCAUCACCAUCGCUGUCACACUGCCAAAGAACAAUUACACCAGAAAGGAUGUCUGCUGGCUCAACUGGAAGGACAGCAAAGCUCUCUUGGCCUUUGUCAUACCUGCCCUGAUCAUUGUGGCCAUGAAUUUGUUCUUCACCGCAGUUGUUAUAAUAAAAAUACUGAGACCAACUAUUGGGGAUAGGUCAAACAGGCAGGAGAGGAACUCUUUGUUUCAAAUUGGCAAAAGUGUGGCCAUCUUGACACCACUGUUAGGCCUCACCUGGGGAUUUGGCCUUGCCACCAUCAUCAAAAACAGCCAUCGAGUGUUCCACAUCCUUUUUGCUCUGCUCAAUGCUUUGCAGGGAUUAUUCAUUUUGGUGUUUGGGACUCUCUGGGACAAGAAGAUACAAGAAGCCCUGCUGAAGAGGAAUUCAAUGUCCAAAUGGAGUUCGCAGCAAACAAAGUCAAGCUCCCUGAUCCUGGUGACACCAAUGCUUGCUAUGAGCUACCCAUUUUCAAGAACCUUUAACAACUUAUGUGGGAAAACAGGAAAGUACAGAGUAUCUUCUUCAGAGCCAUCCAGCUCUUCCUCUGAAAACACUUCCAAGUCAUAUUCUUUGCUUAACUAA
This is a messenger RNA of Tauraco erythrolophus (red-crested turaco), 4065 nucleotides long. It is a transcript of the gene ADGRF5, whose product is annotated as adhesion G protein-coupled receptor F5. Gene Ontology annotation, cellular component: membrane. Lineage: Eukaryota; Metazoa; Chordata; Aves; Musophagiformes; Musophagidae. Gene Ontology annotation, molecular function: G protein-coupled receptor activity. Gene Ontology annotation, biological process: cell surface receptor signaling pathway; adenylate cyclase-activating G protein-coupled receptor signaling pathway. The record is from RefSeq and is a predicted model, not a curated record.